Culex pipiens pallens (northern house mosquito) is the source of this 1732-nucleotide messenger RNA. RefSeq names its product caspase-like. The transcript is spliced from 3 exons. Gene Ontology annotation, biological process: proteolysis; apoptotic process. The record is from RefSeq and is a predicted model, not a curated record. Bases 126 to 1043 code for a protein of 305 amino acids. NCBI's taxonomy places the organism in Eukaryota, Metazoa, Arthropoda, Insecta, Diptera, Culicidae. Gene Ontology annotation, cellular component: cytoplasm.
AUGUUUUGUAUUGGCCAUAACACGUACACUGCAGUGCUCCGUUUAACACAAAAAACCCAAUAAAUCGCGUCAUUCCUAAAAAUUGCCAUCCGUGAAAUUCGUUACGCAGCGUGAUUUAGGGCAAAAUGAGUGACACUGGCUUGAUCGAGGACCAGCAGUCGAUCCAGGCCGAUAUGCAGGAUUCCAACAAAACCAGCACCACCAAAUUCACGGACGUUGCCGACGCCUUGGGACACGGAAAUGGCUUGGACCACUACGGGAACCGACUGAAAGCGCGGAUGCCCGUCGAUCGCUAUGCUUCCGACUACAACAUGAACCACCCGAAGCGGGGUCUGGCCCUAAUCUUCAACCACGAGCAUUUUGAGAUUCCACAGCUAAAGUCCAGGGCCGGCACUAAUGUUGACUGCGAAAAUUUGGCAUCCACGUUGAAGCAUCUGGACUUUGACGUGCGCGUGUACAAGGACAUGAAGCUGAGGGAUAUGCAGAAGGAGGUGGAGAAAGUCGCCAAGAUGGACCACUCGGACAACGACUGCAUCCUGAUCACGAUCCUGUCGCAUGGCGAACUCGGCUACCUGUACGCGAAGGACUGCCAGUACAAGCUGGACAUCAUUUGGUCGUACUUCACUGCCAACCACUGCCCGACCCUGGCUGGCAAGCCGAAGCUGUUUUUCAUCCAGGCCUGCCAGGGUGACCAGUUGGACGCGGGCGUCACCCUGUCCGAUCGCACCGAAACGGACAGCGCCGGCUCGAUGAGCUACAAAAUUCCGGCCCACGCUGACUUCUUGAUCGCGUACUCGACCAUCCCGGGCUUCUACUCGUGGCGCAACACCCAAAAGGGCUCUUGGUUUAUGCAGUCCCUGUGCCAGGAGUUGAACCAGCACGGAAAGAAGUACGACAUUCUGACGCUGCUGACGUUCGUGGCCCAGCGGGUGGCGUACGACUUUGAGUCCAACACGCCGGACAUUCCGAUGAUGCACCAGCAAAAGCAGAUCCCGUGCGUGACAACCAUGUUGACGCGACUGCUGCGCUUUACUGACAAGUAGAUGACCGAUGGACCACUCUUUCAAUGUCCUAACAUUUUUCAAAUUAACUCGUUACACUUUGCUGUAGUGUAAAGGGUAGUGCACAAAACAGCACAAAUGUCGCAAACCUUUAUGCUUGAACGUGUAAUUUCAUUAUUUGUCUCUCAAGUUUUAGAGUUAUUUUAUGUAGGUUAUUAUUAUGAUUAUCUCAAACGAUUUUAUAGAUCCUUAUUACACAGACCGUGUAUUUUAUAGUUCAUGUCUUCUUAAUAUUCUAGUUUGAAUUUUUUGAAUCAUUGAGUUGUAGUGAUUUUUUGUCGUUUCUGAAAACUCUUGCACGCAUUUUAAUCCACGUUUAAAGUACAAUCGGAAGUACAAUUUAGGAAAAACAUACUUACACAGAGACUCAGAAAUGUAAUGACCACAGUUUAACGAUAAAAUACACAAUAAAAAAACUUAACAAUUAACUUAACAGGACCAUCCGAAGAAAAAACUGCCAACAGCAUCGUGCUGUGAAGUUUCGCAACUUGAAUGAAAUGGAUUAUUUUCGUUUUAUAAAUUCAGCUGAACUUUCAAAACCCAAAAUGCAGUAUAAGAUGCUGAUAUUUUCGAACGUGAUAGCUUGAUUUCUAUGUUAACUUUUUUUUUAGCUAAUCAUUUUUUUCAAGUUCAGCUGGCUUUCUGCAAAAAUAUCCCUUUCAUUCGAAAAG